Messenger RNA from Thermothelomyces thermophilus ATCC 42464, 1143 nucleotides. RefSeq lists its product as uncharacterized. Lineage: Eukaryota; Fungi; Ascomycota; Sordariomycetes; Sordariales; Chaetomiaceae. The coding region runs from base 537 to 1091 and encodes 184 amino acids. The transcript is spliced from 2 exons. The record is from RefSeq and is a predicted model, not a curated record.
CAAGCUUAGUCAAUGCUCAGACACAGGGUCUUCCUCGGUGUGCGUGCAAUUGCUCGAAAGGCAAGACAGCCAACCGAACUCGCUUGAACCGGAAUUCCUGAAGCAGGUACCGAGUACACACCACAGAUGAUCCUAUUCAAACCCCAAAGAAGAGACAAGGGAGUCAAGCAGAAGGAAAUUGUCUGCCAGAUGCUUCUUGGCGUGCCCUAGCAGUAUCUUCUGAACCCUCGGAGGCGUUUAUUGUUAAGUGUAAAUCUCUGGGCAAAAGGUUGAGGUGAAUGCAUUACACAAGCUGGAGCUGGUGAGCUGAUAAGCCCUGGGGUACCCCAGAUAAGGACAUGGAGGAACUAAGAUUCCAAGUCGCUCAAAUUAUCUAUGUGAGGUAGUGUAGUUCAGGGCUGCGGACAGCAAUCGAAUUGACUAGAUUACUAGUAUCCAUACCCAACAACUGGAUUGUGUUAGUUUCGUAUACGCGGAUUGCGUCUCUUGUCAACAGCGUAGUCGUGUUUCGUCCACCUCCGACAACGCAGCGACUAAUGUCCUCCGACGUCUUCCGCCGGGUCGGCCGUGGCGGGGCCGGCAACUUUUACAGCAAGCAAGACAUCCAGGCCGUCGAAAAAGCCACCGAAACCGAUCUCGAAGCCCAGAGUCAGCCCCACGCUGACCAGAGCCUGGCCCGAACCCGCACCAUCGGGACCGGCUGCGGCACCGAUACCGGGCCGAGCUACGCGCGCACCGGCCGCGGCGGCGCAGGAAACUUCACCUUUCCCACCAUCUCUUCUUCCUCAUCCUCCUCCUCCGCCGCCGCCGACGCCGAUGCCCAGCAGCGGGGAGAUCAAGAGCGGGCAGAAGCAGACCGAACAGAGACGGCAGCCGCCGUCACGGCGAGCCUGGCGGCCAAGUCUACGGCGGGGGGACUGAGCGGGCGGGGAGGAGCGGGGAAUUGGACGGCGGGAUCUGGCGGCGGCGGCGACCGCGGAGUCCAGGAGGAAGCGCGGAAGACGGUCGAGGAGCUGGAGAGGCGGGUUUUGGACGAGGUCGCUGGCGGGUUGCCACCGCCGGCGAAGGCUUAUACCCGAUCACGGCGGUAGUUAUGAAUCGGGGGCGAUGAUGUGCCUGGAAAGCGCGGUUUUACAUUGCUGU